Molecule: messenger RNA, 903 nt
Organism: Cornus florida
Lineage: Eukaryota; Viridiplantae; Streptophyta; Magnoliopsida; Cornales; Cornaceae
Exons: 1
Coding region: 1-903 (300 amino acids)
Source: RefSeq, a predicted model, not a curated record
AUGGGAGUCAAUGAACCAAUAAAGCUGAGUUUUGAAUUCAAUUUGCCAAAUAGAUACAUGCGUUUUGUUGGUUCAGCAAAUGGCUUAGUAUGUUUUUUCGAUUUUAAAAUUGAUAAAUUAUACAUAAGCAACCCCCUCCUAGGAGAAUUUUUUGCCCUCCCAGAGUUCUUGUCGAGAUCUCAAUCGAAAGCUGCGUAUGGUUUCAGUUGUAGCACUGUGCAGCUUGCUUACAAGAUUCUAAGGAUAAAAAAAGAUUGUCCAGCUAGGGAUACUACAUCUAAGAACUCUACAGCGGAGCUGUACACCUUUAAAACAGGUAAAUGGAUGAAUAUAGGUCAUGCUUUGUAUCCACAAGCUAGUAACGGUCGCUUUGGUGCUAGGGUGAACGGCAUUCUACACUGGAUAAUUGAAGAUCCUGAAAGCAGUGAUGUUAUAUGCUGCUUCGAUAUUGAAAAGGAAGUAUUCGGUUCAGUUCAACUACCGAGCGCCCUUAAAAAUUUUUGGGGACGCAUAGAUUUGAAGGUUGAAAGCCUUAGAAACACACUUUUUGUAUUCCAUGGAUCUAGCAUGUAUCUGCACAUCUUCUCAAUGAAAGAAUAUGGAGUGAACAGGUCAUGGUCUCAAGAUCACAAAAUCCAGAAAUCCAUCCUUCCCCCUCCGUUGCGGACUUCUGAGCUUCAGCCAAUUACAAUGUGGAGGGAUAAAUUUUUGUUUUCAGCACCACAAGGUCCUUUGCUAUCUUACAAUUCGACAACUAAUGUUUUUGCUGAGGUCAACACAAUUGGUAUGCAUUCAGGUUUCCAAGGAUUUGAAUACCUUUCGACAUUUCUCUCAAUCAAGAAAUCUGUAGAAGUUGAAACCAUUGCUCUGUGGAAGAAGGUGAUUCAAGUUUUAUGUGUAUAA